UUUAAACUAUACUUAAAAGAAGAACGUAAAAAAUGUUUUGGUAUAUAAAGAACGAAUUUUGUAAGAUUUUUCAAAAAGUGAAAAUAAGUUUAUGCUUGCUCGAAAAUAAAAAUUAAAAAUGAAUAAUUUCCGGCCUAUUCUAAUUUUGAUUGUCAACUGUAUUUUUUCAUUAGUAUUGUCGCAGGAUACUAACACCAAUUACUAUGGCGGGAAUUUGCCAUUAAGGGAUGUGAGGGAAAGGACUUUCAAUACUUUAAAAAUACUUAUGAAUAUUAAAUAUUUCUGGCCUCGGUUACAUAAUUGUAAUGGUAUACUUGAUACUGAAAUAAAUUUUUUAAAUGCAAGAGAUAUUUUCAAUAUGAUGGAUCCAAACAUUAAUGAUACAAGUUUUCCAAUUUCUAAAGCAUGGAAAACAAAGACCGAAGCCUUAAAAUUGUUUAUUAUGGCUAAAAAUAAAUUAUCUCGACAAAUACUGCAAACAUGCUCUAACCCAGAUGAAGAAAUGGUCAGGAAAUGGAUAUCCACAGAGUUAAAUAAAGAUUCUGAGCUAAAAACACAAAAUCCGAUUUGUCGCACUUUAGAGAACAGCUUUCUUCUUCUAGAAGUGUACAAAUUUGUAACUGACAAUUUGAAAAAAGAUGAUGCGGAUAAAAUUUUUGGUGAAAUAAAUAUUAAGUUGGCGAGUAUCAUAAAAUUCUAUGAAAACAUUAAACAAAAUGAUACUUCGAUAAGGAAGAAAAUUUACAUGUUCGGUCAAGCAAAAGUGUUUGAAAGAAAAAUUUAUGCUUUGUACUUUGAUUCAUUGUACUUUACUAAUUUGGACAAAAAAAUUAUGAAUAUUUUCAAUAAAAUCUAUGUUGAUAAUAGCAAAAUCACUUCGUAUAAAAACGAAAAUGGUUCUCAAUCUUUCCUGCCUGUAAAUCGAGUGUUCUUCCAUAAAAACAAGACUGAUUAUGUCAAAAAUAAUGUUAGUUUUCCGGUACCAAUCACCGUUAAGUCAAUAAUAGAGACACGUACGGAACCAUCAGAGUUAAACAAUAAUACCAAGACUACCAAUAUAAAAAAAAUUAAGCCGAAUAAUAAAACGACAAAGGUGUCAUCAAAUGAGCAGAAAAUAAAAUCAGCAGUAAAAUAUCUAACUGGUCUGUUUGCCGUCAAAUAUUUUCUGUAUAAGGUAAUGAAAAAAUAGAAGACGUGGAUAAAAAUAAAAUGACAUAAAGAAGAUAUUCUGGCGUCUUUAUAUUUUAUAAUUUCUUGACAUUGUUAAACAUUCUUUGUAAAACAUUAAUUUCUAUGAUAAUUAUACUACGCAGCCUUGACAUUUGUAUAAAGUUCUGCCGAAUUGUUACAAUAAAUGGAGUCUAUCAGUA
Messenger RNA from Leptopilina heterotoma, 1370 nucleotides. RefSeq lists its product as uncharacterized. NCBI's taxonomy places the organism in Eukaryota, Metazoa, Arthropoda, Insecta, Hymenoptera, Figitidae. The transcript has 8 exons. The record is from RefSeq and is a predicted model, not a curated record. Bases 119 to 1189 code for a protein of 356 amino acids.